AUGACACUAGUUGGAUUUGAAUUUUUAAAUUUAAAAUCUGAUGAUGAUAAGGCCAAUAAAAAUUCAUUUAUUAAAACAAAUAUCUGUGCAUUUAUAGAACUUUUUUUCUGUUUUAAUUUUCAGGAAGACAUUUAUAAAAAAUUACCAUCUUAUAAAUUAUAUAAAAAAAUUGAUGAAAGUAUCACUGACACCACUUAUGAUAACUACUGUGCUAAAGUAAACCCCCUAGAUAUUACGAAUGAUGAGAUUACAAAAUUUUGCCAAAAAUUUGCAAGAAAUUUAAAAGAAUUACCUACUAUUGAGAGUAUAGGAAAAAACGCUCAUGAUGCCUGUUUAAGCGUUACAUACUGGUUUUAUUAUGAAUUAAACAAAAUAUUAGGGAAACAGGGUUAUUCUGCGCAUCGUGAACGUAUUAUUAAUUCAUUUAUUGAUGUAGAAUCUAAAAUUUAUAACGAAUUACUAAAUGCUAAUAAUAAGGAUAAAUGUCCUAUAGAAGUUAAAACUAAUUUCGAAAAGAAAAAGGAAGAGAAAAUUUUAUAUGACUAUUUUAAUAAUUAUAAUACUAUUUUUCACUGUAACAACUCGUCUAAUAAAGAAAAAUGUUCUGAAUACUGUAAAUAUGUGAAUGAAAUUUAUAAAAAAUACAUAGAAAAUCAAAAGAAAUGCUGUGGAAUUAAUUAUUUGAAUUGUGGUGAUUACUUUAAAUGUAAUGGGAAAUAUAAUCCGUUGAUUCUCUUAAACAAGCUAAAUUGUGAUAUUGGGGAAGAAGGGGAAAGACUUACCGAAAAACAAAUUAGAGAAAGUCAAGAAAACUAUGGCAAUUCCGAUUUAAUACGUAGUCUAAGAUAUAAUAUAUUUAAAUGUAAUAUGGUAAAAGAUGAUUAUGGAUCCAGUAUUGGAUUUUGUUCGGUAUUUCCAUCAUCUAAAUAUUCUUUUGAAAAUGUGGAUAAUCUCCAUUUCAGUGAAGAAGAAGAUGAAAAGUCCAGAGGUGUACCAAUUAACAAUGGUGAAGAAGAAGUAACAACCACGCAUUCGGAAUUAGGAAGUAAAAGUACAUUAGCUGCCAAAGAUACAAAAGAAGCACAAUGUCCAGAAGAUAAACCAGUAAAAUUGUCUAGCGGGGCAUGUGUAGAACAUAAUGUGCGUACAACUGGUGUCAUUGGAUUGAAGCUAAUAGACAAGGUUCCAAUUAAUAGAGUUAGAAAUAUGAUUAAAAAUAAUAUGAAGAGUAAUACUACUUCGCUACAAGUUCCUAAUUUAUUAGAUGAUGACAGUGCAGACAUUAAUACUUUAAGUGGAGUAUACAGCAUGUUACAGAAAAGUACUUUCAAGAUGAUCAUCUUGGGUGUUUUAGGUUUAGGGACAAUUAUGAUGUUUUUCAUAUAUUUUAAAGUAAUUAAAAAUAUUAUUUUUAAUAGAAAUAAAUUCUUAUAUUAA
Messenger RNA from Plasmodium cynomolgi strain B, 1437 nucleotides. RefSeq names its product VIR-like CYIR protein. The transcript is spliced from 2 exons. The coding region runs from base 1 to 1437 and encodes 478 amino acids. The record is from RefSeq and is a predicted model, not a curated record. Lineage: Eukaryota; Apicomplexa; Aconoidasida; Haemosporida; Plasmodiidae.